Molecule: messenger RNA, 1044 nt
Organism: Verticillium nonalfalfae
Lineage: Eukaryota; Fungi; Ascomycota; Sordariomycetes; Glomerellales; Plectosphaerellaceae
Exons: 4
Coding region: 1-1044 (347 amino acids)
Biological process (GO): viral process
Source: RefSeq, a predicted model, not a curated record
AUGACGUCCAACGGUGAUACGCACAUGCCUCCGCGCGGCGCUUCACCCCCCAUCGGCUCGCCGCGGUCCCUGUCCGUCUCGCUACAGGCCGCCGCUACUCUCAAUGCCGGCAUCCAGCGUGAGCACGAUGCCCCUCGUCAAUCGACGCAAGCCUCCCAACCACAGGGCUCCCAGUCGCCUACCGGCCGGAGACGAUCUGCCGUGCUCAUGAACCUCCACCUCAACGACCCUGCCCUUCCCGGCCCCGGCGAGAUGGUGGCCGAGGAACAGCCCGGUCGCCACAACCAAGCUUCGAGCCCCAACCCGAGCGCGGGUGUCUUGCCCUCCGCCAGUCCUCAGCCCAUUUCGAGCUCGCCGCACCUGAUUCAGGGCGGCGACCCCCAUCACAACCGCGCACCGAGUCUCGGUGAGCUCCACCAGGAGCUCGAGGCCGAGCAGGAAGCUCAAGUGAACCGGCUGCUGCACACCAUUAGAGAGCAGCAGCUCCAGCUCCAGCAGCUGCGCGAAGGCGGCCCCGAUGCGUCAGCCGCUGAUGACUCGGCCAUCGCCUCGGAACGCUCCCAGCACGGCACCCCCACCACCCAGCACGCCGCGCUGGCGCAGACGACACCCGUCCCCCCCGUCCCCACCGGUGGCUCCUUCUCGCGGUCUCCAGGCAUCGCCCACCACCCCCGCAGCUCCUUUGACAUGGCGAGGGCCGAUCUGCGUCGUCGAUCCAGGACCCCGAGCCGCGGGCCCUCGCCCAGACUCAGGGCGACCUCGAUCAGCGGCGAGAGUGAUCAGCUGGGACUGGGCGGCCGCGAUGAGAAUGCCUUUUACCAGGCCGAAACCCAGACGCUUGUGCGGGAGAACCAGAUGCUGCGACACCGCAUUCGAGACCUUGAACGUCAACUCGCAGAUGCCACCCCCGGCAGUCCCAGCCUCGGCAACCCCAACGAACCAGCCCAGCCGUCGAAUCUGACGCGAGCUACGUCCAUUGACGAGGAGAAACCUACGGCCUCCAUCUCCGACACGGUCACGGCGGGGGAGACGCCAAAGCAGUAG